Messenger RNA from Raphanus sativus (radish), 843 nucleotides. Its product is annotated as RING-H2 finger protein ATL66. Lineage: Eukaryota; Viridiplantae; Streptophyta; Magnoliopsida; Brassicales; Brassicaceae. The transcript has a single exon. The coding region runs from base 141 to 644 and encodes 167 amino acids. The record is from RefSeq and is a predicted model, not a curated record.
AUUCCCUGGGCUUAAUAAUAUUAAUAAAAUUAUCAACGAAUCAUGUACGCAAUCACGUGACAAAUAUUAACUGUAUAUCUAUAUAUACAGCAGAGAUUGUGCAUUUAUACAGCACAACGACCCAUAAAUACAGCCGGGAGAUGACGUCAUCAUCACCGUCUCCAAGAGCCUCGAUGCUUCUGUACUGGAACGAGAACCAGUACGACGACCGGAACUUCCAGAUUCACGGCCGGACAGUAUUCUUCGUCGUGGCUCUGUUCUCCGUCCUCCUCUUCUUCGCCUUGCUCACUCUCUACAUCCACCGGAGCUGCCUCCUUCGCGAUCUCACCGACUUCCACGCGCCGUCUCCUCCGUUUACGCCGUACGUUAGCGGAGGUCUCGAUCCGGCGGCGAUUCGGAGUUUACCGGUUGUGCUGUGCCGGAGGGAGGCGGAGGAGGAAGAGAGGGAGUGUUGUAUAUGCCUCGGUGGUUUAGAAGAUGGAGAGAAGAUGAAAGUGCUUCCUCUGUGUCGCCAUUGUUACCACUGCGAAUGCGUGGACCGGUGGCUUAUGACCGAGUCGAGUUGUCCGCUGUGCCGAGUCUCGAUCAGAGUCGACUCGUCCAUCCUGUUGCCAGUAAAUGAGACUGAAACGACGACGUGUUGAGUGAUGGUGAUUUUAAGAUAUUUGUAGUUUUGGUUUUGUCAUGGGGUUGAGUCAAGAUAUUUUGAAAAUACAGACAGGAAUAGCAAUGGUUAUAGUUUAUUUGAAAAAAAAAAGAUUUUUUUUUAUCUAAAUGUCUUUUUUUUUUUGAACUACCUUUUUAUGUAAAUGUCUAUAUCAAGUGAUUGUCAAGUUCUUAUCA